UUGUACAAAUUUUUGUGGCAUAAAUAUAUUGAGUGAUGGGUAAUUACUAACAGUAGGCAUUAUGCAACUUUAAUCAUCUAUUAUUUGUGAGCGUAUCCUGUUGGCAGUUAUUUCUGUGGAUUGUGUCAUAAUUUGUUAAAACUUUCAUGAAAACAGCAACAUUUUUCACGGUAGUAAGAUUCUUGUGUCCAGCUAGUUAGACAGAAGACCAUUGUAAAAACUAUCUCAGCCAUGUCACUGAGUACAAGGGAGCAGCCCAUCUACACCACCAAGGCUCAUGUGUUCCAGAUAGACCCCCAGACCAAGAAGAACUGGAUGCCCGCCAGCACAGUGGCUGUUAGUGUAGCCUACUACUAUGACAGCAACAGGAACUCCUACAGGAUCAUCAGUGUGGAGGGAACCAAGGCCAUCAUUAAUAGCACCAUCACACCUAACAUGACCUUCACCAAGACAUCACAGAAGUUUGGACAGUGGUCAGACCCAAGGGCUAACACAGUGUAUGGACUGGGCUUUGCUACAGAAGCAGACCUUCAAAAGUUUAUAGAAAAGUUUCAAGAGGUGCGUGAGCUAGCUAAACAGACGCCUGGUGAGAGCAAUGGUUCAGGAGAACCCCACUCCCCCCUGGCUACCCACCCUGUACAUGCGGCACCACUACAUUCCAGGAAUUCCAGUGUGUCUAGUAAUCAGAGUGAUGGGUCUGAAAAACAACAGCGUUUGUCUACCUCCGGUCUUCCUACAGUUGAAUACCAGCUCAAGUAUGAAAAUGACAGGCUAAAGAUUGCUCUAGCACAGAGCUCUGCCAAUGCUAAAAAAUGGGAAAUUGAACUCCAGACAUUAAAAAACAACAAUGCUCGUCUGACAACUGCUCUGCAAGAAAGCACUGCUAAUGUAGAAGAAUGGAAGAAACAACUAGCAGCAUACAAAGAGGAGAGUGCCAAGUUGAAAAAACAGACAAUUGAGUUAGAGCAGACUGCUAAUGAUGAGCAAAUUUCUGGGCUGCAGCAGCAGUUAAAGGAAACGACAGAACAACUGCAGGCUGUUGAACAAGAAAGGGACAGCACUACAGAGGAACUGAGAGGGGCACUUAAAAGAUUAGAAGAACUUAACAUUAGGGUGGAGCAAAAUGGAAAAAAUGAAGCCCAUAUAAAGGACCUAGAAAAAGAGAACAGCACUUUGCGCAAAAAGGUGUCUUCCUUGGAAUCUGAAUUGAAACAGCUGAAAUUACAACAGUCUAAAGACAGGCAUGAAUUGUUGACGUUACAUAAAGAUAUUGGAACAAAAUUACAAGAAGUUACAAAGUUGCAUGAAAAAUUGGCACAUCAUCCGGUCCUGAGUCAAAGUGAUGCCUAGAUGGUGGCAGUGAGGAGAUUUGCCUAAUACUUUUAUGCAGUUAUAAUUCUGAAGCAUGGGCUUCAUGUGCAUGCAUUGAACAAGUUUAAAUGUUCCUUAAUAAUUUCAUGCCAUGUAGUACAGCAAUGAUGAAGCAUAUUUAUAGAAUGGUGAAGAAAUUCGAGUGCUAAGAGUGCUGUCCAAAUGGAGUGUCAUUGUACUUGCCAGGGUAUCGAGAUGUUUGAUUUAUACAUAUUAUAUAUAUAUAUAUGUGUGUGUAUACACUUUACAGUAUUGCUCUUUAACUCAAUCACAAGUUAAGUGCAUUUUUAAAGUUAUAUUUAUAGGAUUAACAAAUUUAUUCUGUAUAUCCCAGUAUCCAUCUGAAACUGCUGAUUGCAAACCUUUAUUGAAAUUAGGGUUCUAGUCUGCUUAAAAUCAAAAUGUUGUUUUAGGAUUAGGAAUCUCUGUUAUUAUCUUUAUUCUUUUGUUAUAUAUGUAUAUAUAGUAAAGCAAAUGAAAUGAAGAGGUUGAUUUACAUUAGAGCACAAUAUGCUGCUAGGCUUCUCACAGCUGAAUAGGAUGUCCUUACAACUUCAGGUGUCUUCUCAUUCAGUUGAUACAAAUGGUGCAUUAGACGAGUUGCAUUUGUCAAUAAUUUCUUUACUGAUACAUCUCCAUUUUUGACAAAGAUGUAGAUAUACUUCUAAUAGUUGUGACUACUCACAUAUCACACUUGGACAGAAUGAUAAAUGCAGCAUAUCAUGAACAUUGAUUGAUGCUAUAAGAUAUUUUGAUGCCUGAACUUUUUGAUAUUCAUUAGUAAAACUACUACUUUUGACAAGCCUGUAUUACAAAAGAAACUAAAUACCAGUUGGCUACUAGAUGCUGAAUGAUACCAGUCCUACUCGUUUGUUCAUAGCUGUUAUCAAUUUAGUUGAGAUAAUCACAGAUAAUGGAAGACACAGGGUCAACAUGUUGGUUGGGUGAUAAACUCCUAACGUUUUGCCAACUAUGACUGCAUUCCAGAGUAAUUUUAAUCAGAAUGUUAAAUUUCUACCAUGUUUGUGAAAAUUUAAGGUAAGAUGGUUUUUUAAUUUUAAGAAAUCAUUUGUGUCAUUUCAGAUUGAUGCAAGUCGAUAAAUUUUCUGUUUUCAACUUUCCUCAGUAUUUACCCACCCCUUUCUGGUUUAGAUACAAACUUUGAAAUAUUGUGCAUAAGAAUACAUAUUUUAAAAGCCAUUUCUCUUACUGUGUUUAGUCAAUUUGCAAUUUCAAGUUUUUUUUGUAUCUGGUAGAAAUGCAAGUUUCAUAACUUUUAAUACAUGGGGUACCUUUACAGCAGGCUACCUGAUUAGAAAAUAAGUGGCUUUAAGUGAAUAUCCCCCAAAACAGCUUCUGAGAUUAAGUAUUUGAAGGGAUUUUAUUGCUGCUAUGGACUGCUGUUUUAAUGUUCCCACAAAGCAGUCAGGUAGAAACAAACCUUUGCCUGUAUAACAAGUUAUCAUAUAUAUAUAUAUAUCAGUGUUAUUUUACCAAGACAUCAUUUUUGUCUUAUGUAUGUGGUUAAUAUUUUUCUAUGCAAUGCCAACUUAUAUAACAGAGUAAGUUGCCCUAUACAAUCAUUAUGAAUAAAUGUAUUUAAAUAUGUAACUAUA
Lingula anatina is the source of this 2987-nucleotide messenger RNA. Its product is annotated as homer protein homolog 2. Gene Ontology annotation, biological process: G protein-coupled glutamate receptor signaling pathway. The record is from RefSeq and is a predicted model, not a curated record. NCBI's taxonomy places the organism in Eukaryota, Metazoa, Brachiopoda, Lingulata, Lingulida, Lingulidae. Gene Ontology annotation, molecular function: G protein-coupled glutamate receptor binding.